AUGGUUGGUAAAAUGGUUGACAAUAGAGUGAAGCCAGGUAACAUGUUGUUGGCAUUGAAGGAUGCCAACCCUCAGAAUGUGACUACCAUAUGGCAAGUGUACAAUGAGCGGAUGGCACACAUUAGGGCCAAGAGGGGACAAUUGUCAGAGAUGCAUCACUUGAUGAGGUUGUUGGAGGAAGACAGCACGUACAAGACCAACAAGUAUAUGAUACCAUUGUUGGAGAUGGUUGGCAUGACAUCAGUUGGAUUCACAUACACAAUCGGUUUUGGCUACAUGUGCAAUGAACGUGAACCUGAAGUUAUAUGGGCACUUGAAAAACUAAGGGAGUUGCUACUUAGAGAAGAUGACAUGCCUAAAGUCAUGGUUACUGACAAAGACACUACUUUGAUGAACGCAGUUACAACCACAUUCCCUACAUCAGCUCACAUGCUAUGCCAAUUCCAUACUAAGUGUGUGAAGGCAAAGUGCAAGCUCACUAUCCAAGACAAGGAGAUGUGGGAUAAUGUCGGGGACGCAUGGAAUAGAAUCAUGUAUUCCGAGUCAGCGGAGGAGUUUAAUGCAGGCAUGGACUUCUUACGUUCACUUGUUGGGGAGCACUCUAACCUCAUGAAUUAUUUUAAGGAAGUUUGGUUGUCGUUUAAGCACAAGUUUGUGAAGUAUGCGAUUGACCGUUACAUGCACAUGGGUAAGACAACUACUAACAGGGUUGAAGGUGCACACGCAAAACUGAAAGCGUGCAUCAAAGAUAGCAAGAGUGACAUGUGUGCGGCUUGGGCAGCUAUACAUAGGUGCACACUUCUCCAGCAUACAAGGAUUAAUGCUGCUUUUCAGGCAAGUAUCUUCAUUAGAGAGCAUACGUUUAAGGACACGUUGCACGACAACCUGCGUGGUGUAGUCUCAAGAUAUGCCCUCAUGUUGAUCGCAAAGGAGAAAGCGCGCGUUGGAAAAUGCGGUUGCACUCUCAGGAGGACACAUGGCCUGCCUUGUUCAUGUCGCCUUGGUAUGAUGACCGCUAUUCCAUUGACAACAGUAGACCAACAUUGGAGGAUGCUUACAUCAACAUCUGCACCUGAUGAAUCCCAACCUGUUUUGGGAUUGAGCAUUGUGACAGAGUUAGAGGUCAUUGCAAAGAUGUUUGAAGAAGCUAAUGUUUCGAGAAGACAAACUAUCAAAGAGAGGCUUCGGGAGAUUGCAUACCCAGAUCAGACUUCUAUGUGUCCUCCUCCAAACAAGUUGCCUACAAGGGGUCGGCCCAAUGAACCUAAGGGUUCUACCAGACGCAUUCCUUGUUCUUGGGAGAAUGUUGAUGCAUUACAAGGGUCAAAGCAAGCUAGCAACUCAUUAGCUCCACAAGGCAAGGGGCGUAAGACCCGGUCAGCAAAAUGGAAGAGCAUUCCUUCGAAGCAAUCUGCACCUAAGAAGAGAAGCAAGAGGAUAGCAAGCAAGUCAACUCAGCUCCUGCCACAGCACCCGAAAGGCAAAGUUUACUCGGCCAACUACAUCCAUGAUGGAGAACAAAAUUGGCGUCAAGUCCGAGAAGACAUGAUAAAGGAGCUUACAUUACCGCAAGGUGUUUAUCAUGGUAUGUAUGGCACCGACGCACAUUACGAAAAAGUACUACAAGCCUUGCAUCUUGCUCCAAUUGAGUUUGCAACGGAGGAGGAGUGGUUAUGCGUGCUGGAUAUGGGCCACAUUGUUGCUACAAUGUACCAGAUACUUAACAAUAUAAUUGAUCAUUUUGUUGGUGCUUAUUUCAACUGGCUUUCAUUUGCCAACGUUUCUGUUUCUGUUUCUGUCAAGUUUCUGCAAAACCUCGCACUAUGGAACUGCGUGACCAACGCACUCUCAGUGUGCGAUGGCAACGCCUUUAAAAAGAGCGACUCAUAUCACGCACUUUGUAACGGCGUGACUAACGCACUUCACUAA
Messenger RNA from Lotus japonicus, 1929 nucleotides. RefSeq lists its product as uncharacterized. The coding region runs from base 1 to 1929 and encodes 642 amino acids. The record is from RefSeq and is a predicted model, not a curated record. The transcript is spliced from 6 exons. NCBI's taxonomy places the organism in Eukaryota, Viridiplantae, Streptophyta, Magnoliopsida, Fabales, Fabaceae.